UAUUUACAUCAAUCGCACGUGGCAAGCAAAUCCACUCAAUUCACUACAAUUUACAAAUCCAAUCUUCUUCGACUGAUUGGAGUUUAACUCCAAAAUCAAAACUUCUUUGAGCGUAUUUAUCUAUCUCUCUCAGUUCUCGUCUCCGGUGAAACCAAUGGCCCUCUACCUAUCAAAAUCAGGCAAAUUUUUGCCCCAUUUCAUAACAAAAAUGUCUUCUUUAGGAAUGAUCAACCUCAGCUCAUUGGGUUCUUGUCUCUCCCAAAAUCCUCCACUUUUAACUGAAGAUGGAAGAACCUCAUACGCAGCUCCGGGUAACGACCCGACCCAUUUCGUAUGUCGUCGUUUUGGGUCUGUUAAAGCUGAUAAAUUGGCUUCUAUCAGCACUAAUGCCGAUUCUCAGCUACUGAAUUUCCCUGGAGGAGUAGUUAAGUUCACCCCUGAACUGAAAUUCCUAUCGGAUGCCCCCGAAGAGAGAAUCCAUUGCUACCGAGUCCUUGAUGAGAGCGGACACUUACUAACCAGCGAUUUUGUAGAGAUAGACAAGGACAUUGCUGUGAGGAUGUAUAAAGAGAUGGUUAUGCUUCAAACUGUCGAUACCAUCUUCUACGAAGCCCAAAGACAGGGAAGGAUAUCGUUCUAUGUUACAGCCAUGGGAGAAGAAGCCAUAAACAUUGCAUCCGCAGCUGCACUCAGCAUGGAUGAUUUCGUCUUUCCUCAGUAUAGGGAGGCCGGAGUUUUACUUUGGAGGGGAUUCGGGCUUCAAGACCUUGCGAACCAAUGUUUUGGAAACAUAGGCGACAAUUGUAAAGGGCGGCAGAUGCCGGCACAUUAUGGAUCUAAGAAGCACAAUUAUUUCACAGUGGCUUCAACAGUUGCUACUCAAAUACCCCAUGCCGUUGGUGCUGCUUAUUCUUUAAAGAUGGAAGGCAGAGACGCCUGUACAAUCACUUAUUUCGGUGAUGGAGGCACUAGCACGGGCGAUUUUCACGCUGCAAUGAAUUUUGCUGCUGUCUUGGAGGCGCCUGUUAUUCUUUUCUGCCGAAACAAUGGAUGGGCAAUCAGCACCCCAGUUAGUGAUCAGUUCCGAAGUGAUGGUAUCGUUGUUAGAGGCCAAGCCUAUGGAAUUCGUGGCAUUCGUGUCGAUGGUAAUGAUGCCCUAGCUGUGUUCAGUGCAGUUCAUACGGCCCGCAAAAUGGCAAUUUCUGAAUCUAGACCAGUUCUGAUUGAGGCCCUCACGUACCGAGCAGGACACCACUCUACAUCCGAUGACUCUUCCAAAUAUCGUCCAAUUGAAGAGAUAGAAUGGUGGAGAGCAGCUCAAGAUCCCGUGGGUAGAUUUAGGAAAUGGCUCGAGAUGCAAGGUUGGUGGAGCUGUGAGUCGGACACAGAGCUCCGGGGCUGGGCUCGUCAGGAGGUGCUGAAUGCAAUUCAAGUUGCGGAGAAGGCGGAGAAGCCGGGUCUACGAGAAAUUUUCACGGACGUAUACGACGUUCCGCCUUCCAACCUCCGCGAUCAAGAGAAGUCGCUUCGACAGACAGUUCAAAGGCAUCAGCGGGACUAUCCUCACUUUCAGUUUUAGUGCUCGUUUGGUUUGAUAAUCCCCCUAGAAAAAGAUGGUUUAAUAAUUCAUAUAUAUAAGGUUGUGUAUAUUUAUUUAUUUUGACAUAAGAUAAAAAUCAUAUUCUAUCUUAUUCUUUCUUUCAAAA
Molecule: messenger RNA, 1706 nt
Organism: Salvia miltiorrhiza (redroot sage)
Lineage: Eukaryota; Viridiplantae; Streptophyta; Magnoliopsida; Lamiales; Lamiaceae
Product: 2-oxoisovalerate dehydrogenase subunit alpha 2, mitochondrial-like
Exons: 9
Coding region: 155-1579 (474 amino acids)
Biological process (GO): branched-chain amino acid catabolic process
Molecular function (GO): oxidoreductase activity, acting on the aldehyde or oxo group of donors, disulfide as acceptor
Source: RefSeq, a predicted model, not a curated record